AUGUCCAAGUCCUAUUUGAUUCUGCUUUAUUUGAAAAUAAUAUUCACGCUGGAUGAAUUCGAACUCGAUUCUCAAUUGCCUACUGUAACGUGUAGGCAGUGCGUGCAAGUCUGGCGCUCAGUUAGUAAAGACUCAAGGGCUGCCUGUGGACUUAACUCCGUAACGUGCACUGGUAACGCUUGCUUUAUGAGACAGUGUAAGCAUUGUCCCCUCUAUCAAUAUAUGACUGGCUGUUUACUGCUUACUGAAUGGCAAUUAGCUGAUCUAGCACUAAUGAAGCAACGAAGUGAUUUAUUGGCCACGAGAGUGGGAUCAAUUUUGCUUUGCGAGGAUUCUGUUAAUUACACAACUUGUAUUUGCAAUCGCAAGGAUAAAUGCAACGAUAUUCAUACUCGAUCACCAUUUACAACAUAUGCUGGUUCGUUGAGAACUUCAAAAUUUCGAAAUCCUUUUGCAUUUUCAGGUAGUCUGUUUAAUGGAAUCAUAAAUUUUGAGCAAGCGAUUAAUAAGAUUGAUCCACGCUAUGGUGAUCGCCAAUCGAAGCAUUCAUUCGCUUUUAAAAAUUUCCUUUUGAAUUGUGCAACCCAUUACUGCUUCUACGUCUCGCGAAUAUUUAUAAUGCUUUACCUGUUAAAAAUUUUCUAUUCUUCGUUUUUGUACUAA
Dracunculus medinensis (Guinea worm) is the source of this 663-nucleotide messenger RNA. The record is from the annotation of a GenBank genome assembly. Lineage: Eukaryota; Metazoa; Nematoda; Chromadorea; Rhabditida; Dracunculidae.